Messenger RNA from Papaver somniferum (opium poppy), 1890 nucleotides. RefSeq names its product transcription factor TGA1-like. The record is from RefSeq and is a predicted model, not a curated record. The coding region runs from base 444 to 1529 and encodes 361 amino acids. NCBI's taxonomy places the organism in Eukaryota, Viridiplantae, Streptophyta, Magnoliopsida, Ranunculales, Papaveraceae. Gene Ontology annotation, biological process: regulation of DNA-templated transcription; DNA-templated transcription. Gene Ontology annotation, molecular function: DNA-binding transcription factor activity; sequence-specific DNA binding. The transcript is spliced from 10 exons.
AUUUCUCUCUGGUCUCCAGCAUCUUUUGAAAUGUUGGGUUUUCCAUGGAGACUAAAAAUUAUUAGCACAAAAAUCAAGAUAAUAUUUUAAAUAAUUCAGACAUAAAUUUUCGAUUAAAAAUAAAAUAAAGUGUAAAUUAGGUUUCGACCAGAGUAAUAUUCCUCCUAUUUGGUGCUCUUCAAGUAAGAAAUUCUCAGUGUUUUUGGUAUCUAAUCCGGGAACUGAUUUCAUUUGGAGGAGAAAUCAUCUGAAGUUCUUUUUCUUUUAUCGCAAUUUGGUACAGGGAUACUCUGAAUUUGGGUUGAUUGAGCCAUUUUGGAGUUUUGGAGGUGAAAUUUUGGUGGUGGUAUAAGUUACUGAUGUUGUGUUUUUCGGGCUCUCGGAUUGGUGUUCAUUAUGGUGUUUCAAGUUGUUCUACUUAAGGAUUUCAAUAAUUUUACAGGAUGAGCUCUCCAACAACUCAGUUCGCAACUUCUGGAAAUAUGGGUAUAUAUCAACAAUCUCACCAGGUUAAUAUGUGGGGGAAUCCAUUUAGGGCUGAUACAAGUCCAAAUACAUGUGUGUCAGCAGUUUUGGAGGACGAUGGUAAACUUGAUAACAAGUCUGAGGAUAAUUCUAAUGGAACAAUAGGAUCUUCGAAAAAGUAUGAUCAGGAAGCAAGCAAACCAGUUGAGAAGGUGCUAAGACGGCUUGCACAAAAUCGUGAGGCUGCACGAAAAAGUCGGUUGCGGAAAAAGGCCUAUGUUCAACAAUUGGAAACUAGUCGGUUGAAGUUGACCCAAAUAGAACAGGAGCUUGGCAGAGCUAGACAACAGGGUGCAUAUGUAGGUGGUGUAGAUACUAGUAAUCUAGGGUUGUCAGGAACUGUAAACUCAGGGGUUGCUGCUUUUGAAAUGGAGUAUGGACACUGGGUUGAAGAACAAAAUCGGCGGACUUCUGAAUUAAGAAACGCUCUGCAAGCUUCAGUAAGUGAUAUAGAACUGCGCAUGCUUGUUGAAAACGGCAUGAACCACUACUAUGAACUUUUCCGCAUGAAAGGUGCUGUUGCAAAGUCAGAUGUCUUCUACUUGAUGUCUGGCAUGUGGAAAACGUCUGCUGAACGUUUUUUUCUUUGGAUUGGAGGAUUCCGUCCGUCAGAACUUCUGAAGGUUCUCAAACCACAUAUAGAACCACUGUCGGACCAACAACUUUUAGAGGUAUAUAACCUGCAACAUUCAUCUCAACAAGCUGAAGACGCUCUUUCUCAAGGGAUGGAUAAACUUCAGAACUCUCUUUCUCUAGCACUUGCAGCCAAUUCGUUGCCUGAAGGAAACUAUGUGUCUAAUAUGUCUGCUGCGAUGGUCGAGUUGCAAGCUCUUGUGAGCUUUGUGGACCAGGCAGACCAUCUCCGACAACAAACUCUGCAACAGAUGUCCCGAAUCCUAACAACCCGUCAAGCUGCUCGAGGUUUACUUGCAUUAGGCGACUAUUUCCAGCGUCUUCGUGCCCUAAGCUCUCUAUGGGCUGCCCGCCCUCGAGAAGCAUCCUAACGGUAAAACCGUAAGAUUUCUGCUGAGACUAUAAUCUAGCUCGGCAAUGCUGUUAGAUUUUUCUCAUCAUAGAUUCAGAUCCUCGUUAUUAUAGUGUUACCAUUAUUCUUAGCAUCCAUUAUCAGACGAAACUGCUAAACAUAAAACAAAAAUGGAUCCCAGAUUAGAAGGAAUGAAGCUGUAAAUAUGAAAUGUAUAACUCUAUGACUCUCAUAGAGAGUUAAGUAGGUUUUGUUUGAUGUAGCUUAUUGGUAAUGCAUGUUGUGUAUCAUAUCAUAUUUGUGUACUGUAACAAGGUUAUAAUAUUGAAUUUUGUUUGGGAAGUGCUGCUAUUUGGAUGGCUUCCUUCGGUUCUCUGGAA